This is a messenger RNA of Rhizophagus irregularis DAOM 181602=DAOM 197198, 549 nucleotides long. RefSeq lists its product as uncharacterized. The record is from RefSeq and is a predicted model, not a curated record. Lineage: Eukaryota; Fungi; Glomeromycota; Glomeromycetes; Glomerales; Glomeraceae.
AUGAAAUAUAUCGUGUUUAUUAUUGUAUUUCUCAAUACGUUCUCCAAUGCCUUUGCUUGGGGUUAUAUUAAUGAUUGCACAGAUAUUAACAUUACAGACGUUAAAUUUACGCAAAGUAAUCAGAUCGAAGUAACCGUACAUGGUCCGCAAAGAGUUUCAGAUCCUGACUAUUUGCCUUGUUGUUUGCAACAGGGGCCAAUGAUCAUUGGUGAUUAUAAAUUUUAUACAAAUAACCCACGCGACCCGAUUGCUACUGUUUGGAAAGGCCGUCAAUGGGUAAAUGGUUACUUUGAGGAUAAUUCCGCAGAUCCAAAUGAUUGCUUAUCAUACUAUGCACCAGUGGAUUGUGACAAAUAUUAUGAAGGAGAAAUUGAUUACACGCGUACUGACAUUUUUGACGCUUCGAGGUUUCCCCCUCCAGGAGGGCAAGUCACACUUGUAAUGGAUAUAUUUGCUCAUUGUACUUUUGACACUCAUUUUGGAGGGAAUACGUAUUGCCAUCAGGCAUGCGAAGUAAAUUAUAGCACAGUUUAUUAUCCGCAAAAAUAA